Molecule: messenger RNA, 1016 nt
Organism: Schistosoma haematobium
Lineage: Eukaryota; Metazoa; Platyhelminthes; Trematoda; Strigeidida; Schistosomatidae
Gene: MORN3
Product: MORN repeat-containing protein 3
Exons: 4
Coding region: 36-359 (107 amino acids)
Source: RefSeq, a predicted model, not a curated record
ACAAAUGUCAUGGUGACCAGUUGGCGGGAGAACAAAUGUCAACGACUUCACGCUUGAAAAAUGUUAAUUCGAGACAUAAAGAGAUUUACUUUAAAGCUGAUAAAAAUGGUUUAAGAAAUACUGUUUUUUCAGUUAAUGGUGAUAAAUACAUAGGUGAAUGGAAACACAACAAGCGUCAUGGUUUCGGCAUAUACGAAUGGAAAAAACCAAACCUUGUUUAUGAAGGUAAUUGGGAGAACAAUAUGCGUAGUGGAUCUGGUGUUUUGAGUAGGAAAUUUAGGAAUGGGAAACAAAUAAAUGUUUACUCAGGAUCCUGGAAAUACGACAAACGCCAUGCAAGUUGUUCUAAAUGUCAUUAACAGUUUUUCAAGGGUUAUGGAAACAACUGGUAUUCAGAUAAUAAAAUAUACGAAGGUGAAUGGUACGAUGGAAAACGUUCUGGAUGGGGAAGAAUGUACUACCCUGAUGGAAGCAUUUAUGAGGGACAGUGGUUUAAUGAUAAACGGCAUGGAGAUGGAAUGCUUAGAUUGGCAAAUGAAAAUAGAUUUGAAGGACAGUGGUUAAAUGACAAGAAGAACGGAGUAGGGAAAUAUUUCUUCCUUAAUACUGGCCAACUGAUGGAGGGAAUAUGGUGUGAUGAUGUACCAAAAUCUUCCCAAAUUCUGGACCUCGGAAGGCAAGUAGCGAAAAGUCCAACGGAGUCCGAAAUACCAGAGAUAAAAUUAAAAGACCCUAAUGGUAUCCUCAAGAAAGUGCAAGAGAAGCUGAUGGAAAUAAUACGUACCAACAACCCAGAGAGUUCCUGAGGGCAAAACCAAAACAAACUGAGCAUAUUUUGUUAUACUUGGAACUGAGAAGCAGUUGUACAAUCAUCUUACUUUGCACGUACACACACCAAUAUAAAAAUGAGGAAACUAACAGCAUAUAAUUUAUUCAGAAAAUAUAAACGCAAGAUUACAAAGCUUAAAAAUACAGUAAAUUGAUAAACAAAUAUACAAACUCUACAAAGUAAAUAA